AUGAACGAGGAUGAGAAUAAGGGAAUAGUAUUUCAAACCGGAUAUGAACUGCCAUCACAGCAACGUGUCAUCAUGCAAAUAGCAAAUUUGAGACUUCAUGCUUGGGGAGUUUUCAGUAAUGUCUACAGAGGAACUCUAGUGUCACCUGGAACUGAACAGGAGAUCGCAAUUAAGAAAACUUGGCCAAAGACACCUGAACGCAAUUUCGAGUUGCUAUUUCUAUCAGGAAUAAGAAGGAAGCCUCAUAAAAAUGUAGUUCAAAUGCUGUCACGUGGCAAUUAUUUGAAGGAAUACGAAUCAAAAGAAUAUUAUUGGAUGGUUGAUGUCUGGAGUGCUGGAUGUGUUGUUGGAGAAAUGAUGAAAGGAAAAGUUUUGUUUCCGAGUACAGCGAGAGAUAUGAUGCUGAAAUUGAUUGCGCAAGCAAUUGGGAUUCCAUCUCCGAGAGAUCAUGAUUAUAUGAAAGUCGCAAAGAUGAUUGAUCCAGUUUCAGAUGUCAAAGUCCUAGGCGACGUGAGCCAGGAAUGGGCUGAUUUCAUUGGAGAGAUUCUUCGUUACCGUCCUCGUGAGAGACUUCAUGGACCAGAACUGCUUGCCCACACCUUCUUCGAUCAGAUAUUCACGCGAAACGACUGUGUAGCUGGAAAACAAUAUGCGAUGUCCGUCCUUCGAAACGAAGUGAAAUUCACAUUAAAAGAUGCUCUCCCGACUCCAGUUCCUGUGGAAAAUUCGAAAGAAAAUAAAGAUUACAAAGAAUCGAAAGAAGUGGUGAAAGAUGGAAAAGAGACAUAUUGUUCUAGUACAAAAAAAAUCGGAACUGUGGAUGAGAAACGCCGGUGGUCUUGUCCGAAUUUGCCGAAACGACAACUACCGUAA
Molecule: messenger RNA, 873 nt
Organism: Caenorhabditis briggsae
Lineage: Eukaryota; Metazoa; Nematoda; Chromadorea; Rhabditida; Rhabditidae
Exons: 7
Coding region: 1-873 (290 amino acids)
Biological process (GO): signal transduction; protein phosphorylation
Cellular component (GO): cytoplasm
Molecular function (GO): ATP binding; protein serine/threonine kinase activity
Source: RefSeq, a predicted model, not a curated record